AUGGCCGAACAACGGGCUGACAGCGAGGCUCCUUCUUCAUCGUCGUCCGACUUUUAUGCCUCCGACCCUCCCGCCGCGGACCAACAGACCUCCCCGGUCCCUGUCGCCGACGCCGACGCCGCCAUGACCCGCGCCCAUAGCUCACAGCCAUAUGCGACAGAGUUCACCGCUGCGACCUUCCCUGCAGCCGCGCAUGGCAGUACUGGCGCGGCAGGACACGACAGUGACAGUGACCCAGGCUCCGAAAUGGACUGCUCUUCGCCGAGUGCGCCGCCUUCUCCAGGACUGGAAUCCGCGCCUGCCAUACCUGUGCCCGUCGCCGUGAAUCACCACGCUGGUGCUAAGCGCAAGCUAUCCGAUACUGUGGAUGCUAACACCGCGGCUGCCAUAGAUUCCCUCGAGGACCCAGCGAAGAAGCGCAGAAUGGUGAUGUCCGCUCUGCCUGUUGAUGCGCCUGGGACACCACCCCGGACUGCGCGAUUGCCAGCCGAAGUGUGGCAGCGCGUCUUCAUGCAUCUAUCCCCUGCGAUGCUCUGCCGCUGUCUACGUGUUUGCAAGCCAUUCAAUAUGUACCUUACACACCUUACGGCCACACCCGCGUCGAAGACGCUACGGCGAGAACACACCAGGGCUCGUGUUGUGGACAGCGAAUCUAUUUGGAUACAUUCCCGGAAGAUUCACUUCACUACAAUGCCUAGGCCGUUGGCUGCAUUUUCCGAAUUGGAUAUGCUGAAGCUGGUAGGUGGCCGAACUUGUCAGUUUUGCGCCAGGACCCCUGUCCCCUCUCCCGCGACCUCGCUUUUCAAUGCUGGCCCUGGGCCUAAUGGACUGCGCGUGAUCUGGCCGUUUGGGAUUCGAACCUGUGGCUCGUGUCUUGAAACGCGCAUUCUCAAGGACAUUCAAGUGCUUUCCGACCCUUCCCUUGCCCAGCUUCGACUUGGAGUACCUUACGGCUUCCGCUCUCCCGAACUGCAUUUUGUUACAGACUCCGUUCGCCAAAUGCCAGGGGGUAUCCCGGGUAACCUGCGAUUCGCCAAAGUCUACUACAUCCCAGACCUGGAAGCCAUAAAGGCCGAAGAGGAGAACGCCAAGACACUUGGAGAUGGCGCUGCAGAUGAGUGGCGCAAAGGUCUUGCAGCCCAGGGUAAAGAUGCCAUGGCAGAUUGUGGCCGAUGGGAAAAGUGGGAACUGAAUAUGCGUCCUGGCGCAGACUUGUCACAAGUGCUUAGGGAGUGUGAUCCUUCUUCUUUCCCGCGCUAUCUUGGGGAGACCCAUGGUAGGUCUGCUGGAGUAAAUGGUACUCAGACUCAGCCACCUCCAAUGGCCAACGGGACCCAUCCGCUGCCCCAGCCUGUUCAUGUGUUCCAUAAUGCCCAUCAGAAUGGGUAUGGGGCACUGUAUCAACCGCUUUCUCAACCUCAACCCCAGCCUCAACCUCAACAUCCGUUCCCACAGCAUCAUCGUCCGAUGAGAAAUCUUCAGGAGGUAGAGGAAGCUCGUCAAGCCCGAAAAGCCGACAUUGAGCGCAGAUGUCGAGAGAUGGAGCCGCCAGUGGAGCCAAAUGUUCUCCAGCACAUGGAAUCAUUCCAAGCAGCCAUGCAAAUCACCACUCCUAUGACAGAUAACUCGUGGGCCAUGCUCAAGCCUCGGAUAUUGGACCAACGGGAGCGGGCAGAAUACGUUGAACACGAAAGAGCCUCCCAAUUGGCCGCUUUGCAGGCCGCUAUGCCCUCAUCCAUGAUGGAGGACUACAUCCCAAAGCCGGCAAAGGAGACAUAUGACCGCGAGUACGAGCAAACUCAGGACUCGCUACGAAAACGGCUUGGCGAGUAUGCCACAGAUUACAUCAACGGCCAGUGGGGCGGAGGCAAAAUGCUGGAGAAGGAAWACUCCCCAAUAUUUGCAGCGCAAGUUCUGCUGCAUGUCUAUAAACGUUACAACGAGGACAAGCAGCUGGGAUUGUUACCGAGACUCGAGCCAACUGCGAGAAGGACCCACGGAAAGCAGGGAUCCCCAGUACCUGAGCCAUUUCUCUCUCUCGAUAACAUGAAGUGGGUCUAUGACAAUAAGGUCCGACCCCUGACCGAUCCUCUGCGCCGCGAGCAAUUUCUUUGCGCAGGUUGCACAGAGGAGAAGAAACCCAAAUGGUUUGCAUUUGAGGGGCUUAUUCAGCAUUAUGGAGCGAAGCAUACCACAGCUUUCAGCAGAGGCAACAUUGUGGUCCAUUGGCAGACGUCCGACUGGCCGCAGGAGGCACCCUUCCACACUAACCCUGGGCAAUGGCUCAAGUUGGAUCGUCGAGUCUCUGCCCAUAAUCGUCUUCGGAACACACCGCAAGCCAACACCGAUGGCGCGUAUCAUUCUGCGACGCCCGCUCUUCACGACGGUUCGUACCAUGCAGGCUCGAAUGGCUUCCAGCAGGUUGGACCUCAUGCAUACCAGCCACCUCAACAUCCCCAGGCGGCCACUGUUGACAUCCACUACCCAACGGAAGUGAUUCCCUCGUCGAACUCCGACCAAGACUACGACCAGCAGGUCGACAAACUUGCCAAGGACGCUCGUGAGGCAUGGGACGCCAUGGAAGGCGUCAAAGAUCUCCUGGAAUGCAUCCGUGUUCACACGGCCAUUCACCACAGUGUGCUCCGCUUUAAAGAGACCUAUUGCCAGAAGCCCACGCUCGACAUGCUCACAGAGGCAGUCACCACGAACGCAUCGACGCGUCCGCUGAAGAAUGCUCAUGGUCUCGCUUGUAAGCCGUGCGUUGCCACAUCUGUGAACGGGGUUUCCAAUCACGGCUCGUAUUGGACGCGAAUCAGAAGCGCGAAGCUCUAUAAUACGUCUUCCCUGGCUACCCAUUUCAAACUCAUGCAUCAAACCCAGGAUUUUGGGCAGCUGGAUUGGACUACCGAAAUGAUUGAGCUCCCGGACGGCGAUAUGAUCAAAGAACUCCUUCGCACGCCCGGCAUGGACGACAGCAAGUUGGCAUUGGUCGCAGUCGCGUUUCCAGGCGUUUUCUCGCUGCCAUUGCCUAUCAUAGGCACAGUUACUGAGCAGUACGACGCCGCAAGCGACACCGCUCCUGCGAAUCGAUUGCUGAGUAGACUUGGGAAGAAGCAAAAGAAUCAAAACCAGCCGAAGAAGAAGGGGCAAAAGAAAGCCAACGGUUCACCAAUCGACCGCGACUCCUCGCAAGACCCACUGCCUGAGCCUACCGAAGACGAGUACGAUCCUCGUCGUCCGAUGUUUGUGCCCGCUCAAAAGUCGACCUUUGACCCAGCGCAGUUUGACACCGACGCACGCAAGGUCGUGGAUCCGGCACAAUUUGAUACGGAUGCCCGCAAGCCGACCGAAGCACAAGCACCCAGUACUACAUCAGCGCACACUUUCAAUCUCGCCCCGGAGACUCUCGCCGCACUGCAGAGUCUAAGCGCAAUGACUUCACAGCCUAGCCAACCCCGUUCGAGCAACAGAUACAGCCGCAGUCCUUCCGUGGGACGAUCUGCGCCCUCGGCAGACUACAAAGCAACCCAAGAUCCCCCGGUUGUCCCUUCCGMUGGACAGCCUGACAUUGCUGCUAUUUUGGCAUCUUUAACGGGGCAAACACCAGCUACGCAGAAUGGACCCCCAACUGCUGCUGCAGGGAACCGUAUUGGCAGCGCACCAAGGCAAGCAAAUCCCGAGGUGUACCCUCAGACUCCCUUCGAAGAGGCUCGCCGCUCUGUCAGCCGAUACGGCGGAUCCUAUCAAUCUCCCCCGGAAGUAGCAGCAGCACGCAAUGUACACGAUUUGCAGGCAACUCUCUCGAGCAACAUGCGCCAAUUUGGCCAGAAUCAACAUCAUACGUAUGUGGAGGCCUCACAUGCCCCUUCGGCCCAACUCGCUCCUAGGUACCAAUAUGUCUACGAGGGCGGACAGCACUACAGCCAGCCGACAUCCCAUACGCCUUUGUACAGGGAAGCUCCAGUCCAAUAUGUGCAGCGAUCAGAUAGUGAGCAUUUUGCAGCGGGUUACCAGUACGAACGGCCGGCACCUCAACCAAUCUACGUCGAUCAAUAUGGAAGGCCUCUUGAACUCGUUCCCAUUGAUUCAGCCCCAGCUCAGGUACAGUACGCGCCGAAUCCGUACGAGCAACAGCAGUACGAAAGACGAACUGAGCAACCCGUGUACACUACGAUUGCGCAUGGAGCGCACAUGCAAGACGAUCGGCGGCCAGGAUACUACGAGCAAGUUGCUCUACCUUAUGAUAACCCUCGUGGGUCAGUGCCCCGUCCUUGA
This is a messenger RNA of Ramularia collo-cygni, 4275 nucleotides long. RefSeq lists its product as uncharacterized. The transcript is spliced from 3 exons. The record is from RefSeq and is a predicted model, not a curated record. Lineage: Eukaryota; Fungi; Ascomycota; Dothideomycetes; Mycosphaerellales; Mycosphaerellaceae. Gene Ontology annotation, molecular function: protein binding. Bases 1 to 4275 code for a protein of 1424 amino acids.